AUGUAUUGCUCAGGAGGUGUAUGCACAUGCUUGAGCACAUUCAUCAUGCGAGAAUAUUAUUGCUAUGAAAAAGUGAAUCCAAAUCAGCCCGGUUGUACAUAUGACAUCCAGUGCGAGUCUGUUUGGCCAGGAGCCAAAUGCCGAAUGGAUAGUAGUGUCGGCACUUGCAGCUGUCCAGAGGAAACCCACGUUGCCCGAGAAACUCGGGAUGGUUGGGUUUGCGUAUCGCUGCUGGAUCACAGUACUGGCGCCACCGUACCACUCUACUUCGUGUGUCCCUUACCAGAAGGGGCAGGGUUCAAAAUAGCUCUGAACGACCCCAACCCUGAAUCGGGAUCGUUGCCAGUUGGAUGUACUGUAGGCUCCUCAGCUACGAUAGAGCCGGUAAUUGGCUUGCAUGGUGGAGGUGCCUGUAUAUGGCCAUCUGAUGGAGAAUAUAUUGGCGACAUCUAUGACUGUCUUCGUACAAGCCCACAUGUCAACCUUGCAUCAAAAUUCCCAUUAUCAUCGUAUGCUCCAACUGCAGACGGCGUGUGCUGCCCUAGCCGAGCUUUGGCAUGCAUUCAGCCCCAAGUCACUGGUCCUAAUCCCACGGAACCACGUUGGUGGUACAACUCAGUGACUGGCACGUGUCAACAAUUUAUGUGGGAUCCCGUCGCAUCUGAAGCUCAACAUCACUCUGCUAACAAUUUUAGAACUAUACAGCACUGCGAAUCCUAUUGCAGAGAUACAUGCCAACGUGGUUCUCCACAAUACUCUGGCGAACAAGGUCUAAAUGGUCAGCGUCCGCUGACUUCUUGUUCAACAAUUACCAGUUGUUCAAACGACUACCAGUGCUCCGCGAUUGGAAGUCAGCACCUGUGUUGUCCCACGCCAGGCUCUGUAUGUUCUGCCCGGGGAGGUCGUCCCUUCGAUUUGGUAUCACGGCCGACCAUCUACCAUGCAGGGUUCUUGGUGAGCACAGGAAGGGAAGCAAUCAGGUUUUACUACGACACGAAUACCGGACGAUGUCAGGACUUUGUUUAUCGUGGUGCUGGUGGUAACUUCAACAACUUCCUUUCAAGACACGAAUGCGAGCUGUAUUGUGCUAGAUUGCAAUGCGAGAGAGGUACACCGCUCCGAGUAGGCGAAGAAGCUCAGAGGUGCCAGCACAAUGGUCACUGUCCUUCUUCCUAUGAAUGCCGUGUUGAUCAAGGAGUUUGUUGCCCUAGAAAACAAACAAUCUGCGCUCAACCACUACGAGUAGGAGACUGUACUGAAAGUGUGAAGAGAUACUGGUACAAUGCUAAGGGCAGACAGUGCCAGAUGUUUGAGUAUACAGGGUGCCAGGGUAACGACAAUAAUUUUGAGACGGUGCUCGAUUGUCAAAGUUUCUGCAAAAAUGCUAUUCCUGAGCCUAAGUGCAUCCAAGGCCAAGCCUAUAGAAAUCCAUUUGGCGAUUUUGUCACCUGCAACACUGGUGCUGGCUGUCCUUCUAAUUAUGAAUGCUACUACGAUGGAGAGCAAUGGGGAUGUUGCCCUUCAAAAGGAUGCCCCUACGGUGGAACUCCACUCCGUGAUGAUUCUGGAAUGACAGCAACUUGCUCAACGCAGGAAAAUUGCCCUUCUUCCCAUGAAUGCGGUCCCGUGAUCGUUGGAGGCAGUACCAUCAAUCGCUGCUGUCCUACGAGAUCGUAUAUGUGCGGUCUUCCACCUCAGCAAGGCAGUCAGUGUGGAGCGAACUUCGUGACUCGGUACUAUUUCAACAUCGUCACCGGCCAAUGCACGCCUUUCCAAUUUGGAGGAUGUGAUGGAAACUACAACAAUUUCCUAACUUCACAACAAUGCCGGAGUUUUUGUUAUAGCAGCUCUUGUCCUGCUGGAAAUGUAGUUUACGUGGAUCCGAACUCGCAGAUGCCCAUACAGUGCAAUGAAGCCCUCAGCAAUAGCUGUCCUCCUGGUUAUACUUGCACCUUCAAUGCAUUGAUUAAUGGUCAUGUAUGUUGUGGAGCUACUGACAACGGAGUUUGCCCCGAAGGCGAAAAAGCAUUCGUCAGCACUGCGGAUAUGUCUCCAAGAGAAUGUGUCGUGAGUAUGGACGCAUCCUGUCCUGCAAGUUACCUUUGUCGUUUCAAUAUGCAAAGAAACAAGUAUUUUUGCUGUGCAAGCGUCUCGGGAAGAACCUGCCCAAUUGGGAAGUUCUUGCACCGAGACUCUAUGUCACUUGUACCCACGCGAUGUACCAUGGGCAGAUCUGAGCAGUGCCCAGAUGGCUAUACAUGCCAAAAUUACCUACCCAAUUCUGCACAAGGUUUUUGCUGCACGAAUAAUUCUGUCUGUCCUGAUGACGCAGAAUUUGUGGUUGACGAACAGUCUCAGCUACCGCGAGCUUGCACUAUGGGUUCAUUUGUCAGUUGUCCUCAUGGUUAUGCAUGCAGGUCACUAACAUCUGCUGUUGAAGGAUUCUGCUGCAGAACAGGAUCUACAACUAAAACACCUUCUACAGAUGGAUGUCCUCCUGGCAAUUAUGUUUUUAUGAAAGGCGACGAGGUUGCUUCAUGUGACCCAUUCAAUCCUCCUAACGCUCCUUGUCCUGACGGAUUUACCUGCCAGUGGUCUGUAGCGAACCAAAAAUACCAAUGCUGUGGCUCAAAUCCUGCUCCUCCUCCUCCUCCCAUUAAUGACGGUUGUCCGAAUGCCCAAUUAGCCUAUAGGGAUAGAGGAACUGUGCAGAUCUGCACGGCUGGCUCAUCUACCUGCCCUCCAGGAUAUUUUUGCCAAUUUUCCGCUUCGAACCGCCAAUUUCAGUGCUGUGGCGUCAGCGGAGGUUGUCCUGCCGAAUCAGUGGCUUUCGUCGGUCUAUCAGGGGAACCACAGCAAUGUGUUUUGGGUCAGUCGAAGUGUCCUGUGGGAUUUGCAUGUAGUCGAUCGGUUGCUGGACAUCACAUUUGCUGCACCAAGAAGAAAAAGGAAGCCUGCUCCGACAAGGAAAUGUUGAUUGACGGGAUGUGCCUAAAAACAGCAGCGCCAGGAGCAGCUUGCUUGAAAUCAGAGCAGUGCUUGGGAGGGUCAUUGUGCCAUUCCGGAAUCUGUGAAUGCCCUCCACCAACAGUCCCAAUUGGGGGAUUCUGUCAAGAAGAGAUAAAAUGCGGUCCUGAGCAAGUCAAGCAUGGCGCUCUAUGCCAUAACAAGGUGGAAUUAGGCAAACCCUGCGUCAUCAACGAACAAUGUCCUAGUCGAUCUUCAUGUAUUAAUGAAGUGUGCGCUUGCGAUGCUCCUUUGACGGAACUUCUUGGAAAAUGCGUCUCACCAAGUGCCCGAUCAAAGAUCGAAAAGAGCAAGGGUGGAUCAUCCAAAUGUGCGAAUGCCAACUCGAAGCCACUCCUAUCAGAUGAGACGGGAAGGGUAGUGUUCUGUAGUCCUAAGACAAAACAAUGCCCAUCCGGGUACACUUGUCAAUUAAACAGUAGAAAAACGCAAUAUAUGUGCUGUACGGAUGAUCCGCAGCUGAAUGAUGAGGUAUGCCCAACUGGUCGAAUCCCUUAUCUUCUCAAUGGGCUCCCACAACGAUGCACAUCGCAACGUUGCCCAAAGGGAUAUGAUUGUACUUAUAGGGAUCAAGACUACAUAUGUUGCUCUUCAAAGGGCAAAGCCGUUAGACGAGUUCCAACAUCAACCCCAGACCACUCAAAGGCGAAACCGUUUACAGUUAACGAUCAAUGUCCUCAAGGAGGCGCUUUGAUCUACCCAUCUACGCGUAUGCCUGUAAUUUGCAUUCCAGGAAAGAAAGGAUGUCCUCCAGGAUAUGCUUGUAAGAAGAGCAUUGCAUCCGACCAAUAUGUGUGUUGCUCGUCAAGAUUUCGAUUGAGCGCUUUCCCAGGUCCACCCUGUGAAGGCUACUUGGUGCUAGUUUCCAGAGUCAUCGAUGGUAGGGUUGAAGAAAGAUGUGGAAUUUCAGCUUCUUCACAUAAGCAACAUCGACCAGAGCGACAAACUGGUAGCGGUAGAGUUGGCGAUGCGUGUUCCUUCAACACUGAUUGUUUGACAGGCAUGUUCUGCAACUCAGGGCUGUGCGCCUGCUUGACCUCCUACAUAGCCGCCGAAUCAUACUGCUACCAGAAGAUUGAUCCUGGGCAACCCGGCUGCGUCUAUAACGAACAAUGUUCCUCGGUAUGGCCCGAUGCAUAUUGUGACACAUCGGCUGGAGUUGGUACUUGCCGAUGUGGAGAAAACAAAGUCGAAAAAGCUACCCGCGAUGGUCAUGUGUGCCUAGAUAUGCUAGAUGGGAAUCAAAAUGUGCUUGCUAUCACUUGUCCCCUUCCAGAAGGAGCAGGCUACACGUCUGCCCUUUCGGAUUCCAAGCACCCUCGCCAAAACAAUUCACCUGGUCCUGUUCUUUGCAACACCGAGAGCUUGACAACUCACCAGUCUGGCCCAGAAAUAGGUGAUGGGUCUGCGGCCUGUCUUAUUCCUUCUGAUGGCACCUAUGUUGCCGACCUCUACGAUUGCGUUGGCUUUGUAUCGCCGGUGGAUUUGACAUCAUCAGGCUACAGUGAGAAGGCUAAUGGCAUUUGUUGUCCUAACAGAGCUUUCACAUGUAUCCAACCGACGGCAACGGGGCCAAAUCCAACUGAACCGCGAUGGUGGUACAAUGCUAUAACAGGUAUGUGCCAACAAUUCCUGUGGGAUCCUACAGCAACUGGACCAGGUGAACAUUCUCCAAACAACUUCAAGACCAUCGAACAUUGUGAAAGCUACUGCAGAGAUGGUUGCACUAGAGGAGCUCCAGAGUAUGAAUCCAGGUCCACAUUGUUGGAGGAAACCCCAUUAACUGGUUGUUCGCAAGGCACAACAUGCUCAAAUAAUUUUGAGUGUAAGACAGUGGGCAGCUCGCAGUGGUGCUGUCCAACUGUAGCUUCUGUUUGUGGUCCCAUAGGAGGCCGGCCGUUGGAUACAUCUAUCCACUCACGUGGAACGGUCUAUCACGUUGGUGUAGAAAAGCAGGGUACAAGCCCAUCGACGAGAUUCUUCUAUGAUCCAGCCUCGGGAAAAUGCUCUCCGUUCACAUAUCUAGGUUCCUCAGGCAAUUAUAAUAACUUCAUGUCCAGGAUCGACUGCGAGCUGUACUGCGCAAGAUUGCAAUGUGAUAGAGGAAAUCCACUUCGCAUAGGAGAUGUAACUCAGUCUUGUCAGAGUAAUAACGAUUGUCCAUCUUCACAUGAGUGCAAAGUGGACCAGGGAGUCUGUUGUCCGAGAAUGCAAACAAUCUGCACUCAGCCUUUGCGAGUUGGAAACUGCGAUAGAUCUGUACGGCGAUAUUGGUAUUCGGCAUCUUCACGAGAAUGUCAAUCUUUCGAGUUUACUGCUGAACCACGCUGCUUGCAAGGACAAGCUUACAAAGAUAACUCUGGCAAAUUUGUGACAUGCUCAACGAAUAGAGCUGCUUCAUCCUGUCCUGCGAAUUACGAGUGCCAUUAUGAUGGCAGUAUGUUUGGGUGUUGUCCCAGUAAAGCGUACACCUGCUCUUUGGCCCCUAAUCAAGGAAAGACUUGUGGCCCUGGAGUUUCUUUCAAGUUCUUUUACAAUUCACAAACACAGGAAUGCGAGUCGUUCGAAUACCUUGGCUGUGAUGGCAACUCAAACACUUUUGCAUCAAGGCAGGAAUGCGAAUCCUACUGUGGAGUGGGAGGUUGCGCCAACGGUGGAGUCCCUCUACGUGAUAGCUCUGGCUCCAUACAAACCUGCUCAGAAAAGUCUGGCGGAUGUCCAUCAACACACGAUUGCCAGGCUGUCAGCUUGGGACCUGACUCGGUUUCACAUCGUUGCUGCCCAUCUAAAACUUACAUCUGUGGAUUACCACCCCAGCAGGGUUCAUCGCUGUGCUCGGGUGGUACUUCGAUGCUCACUAGAUACUACUUCAAUAUCGUAACCAAGAAAUGCUCUCCAUUUGCAUUCAAUGGUUGUGAUGGCAAUCCCAAUAACUUUGCCACUUUGGCUCAGUGCAAUAACUUUUGCAUGGCUUCAGGUUACUGUCCGCCUGGACGUGCUCCUUACAAGGACUUGAUGAGUACCCGAGCAAUGCGUUGCACUAUGAGUGCUCGAGUCUCCACUUGCCCUGAUGGCUUUGAAUGUCAAAGUGAUCUAAAGGAUGCCUUGCAAGGCUACUGCUGCUCGGUUUCAGACAUCUGCCCUAAUAAGGAAGAAUACUAUGUGGAUGAGACUUCUGGAAUGCCACGAUCAUGUUCUAUAGGACAUUUCGUUACCUGCCCAGCUGGUUUCACGUGCAUGGCCCAGUUUGAUGGGGUAUCUGGAUAUUGCUGCCGAGGAAAAGUGAACCUAACACCAUCGGAUGGUUGCCCACCUGGAGAAGUUGUAUAUAUGGUCAAAAAUGAGGUUGCUGUCUGCGAUCCUUUCAAUCCAACAGAUCAAGGCUGUCCUAGCGGUUUCACCUGCCAGUGGUCGAUAAGAACGCAAAGAUAUCAGUGCUGUGGAGCAAAUUCACUACCGCCUUUGCUUGAGAGUGAUGGAUGUCCUUCUCGACAAGUGGCAUACAAGGAUAUUGCAACUGGCAAACCGCAGAUUUGUACAUCAGCGAGUAUGACUUGUCCGUUAGGAUAUUUCUGCCAGUUUAGUCAGAACAAUAAGCAGUUCCAAAAUGAUUUAACGGGGAAAGGCUACUUUCAGGUUGCCUUCAUCGGAAUUUCCGGCGAACAUCAGCGCUGCUCAAUGAGCGGAGGCCAAGCAUGUCCUGAGGGUUACAGCUGCGUUAGAGGAAGGAACGACGAAGAAAUAUGCUGUGCUGGCGGCGAAGUCUGCGAAGUGACACAAGUGUCAGUGGACGGAAAAUGCUUACCACUUCAACGUAUAGGAAACAAAUGUGAACACAGUUCUCAGUGUUUGGGAGAAUCAUCGUGCACUGGAGGCAUAUGUGCUUGUCCAUCGGGAAUGGUAGAAGAAAAAGAAAGAUGUGUAGCAGCUGUUAAAAGUUGCGACACCAACCAAAUCUUGUUUAAUGAUGAAUGUCUCCCACUAGUAUCUUUGGGCAGGGCUUGCGUUCACACAAUUCAAUGCAAAGGUGGAGGACACUGUGAAGAAGGAGUUUGCACUUGUCCUCUAAAUACAUUUAGAAAGUUUGAACGUUGUGAGCAAAGAGAGCGCCUUGCGUCCUCAACUCCUAGUACUUCAUUCCGCCCCGCUGUGGACGGAUCGACGAAUGAGAAGGAAUACAGGCCAAAAUCUAUGACUAACGUUACAGGUAAUAAUUCUUAA
Molecule: messenger RNA, 7248 nt
Organism: Cylicocyclus nassatus
Lineage: Eukaryota; Metazoa; Nematoda; Chromadorea; Rhabditida; Strongylidae
Source: the annotation of a GenBank genome assembly